Molecule: messenger RNA, 703 nt
Organism: Alligator sinensis (Chinese alligator)
Lineage: Eukaryota; Metazoa; Chordata; Crocodylia; Alligatoridae
Gene: KHK
Product: ketohexokinase
Exons: 6
Biological process (GO): fructose metabolic process
Molecular function (GO): ketohexokinase activity
Source: RefSeq, a predicted model, not a curated record
CGGACCAUCACCCUCUACGACACAAACCUGCCAGAUGUGACAGCCCAGGACUUCGAGCAGGUCGACCUCUCCCAGUACAAGUGGAUCCACUGGGAGGGCAGAAACGCGGCCGAGCAGGUGAAGAUGAUCCGGCGCGUGGAGGAGCAUAACCAGGGCUGUGCCGCGCACCAGCGCAUUGCCACGUCCGUGGAGGUGGAGAAGCCGCGGGAGGAGCUCUACCAGCUCCUGGGCUAUGGGGACGUGGUGUUUGUCAGCAAGGACGUCGCAAAGGUCUUUGGCUUCCAGUCGGCGCCUGAGGCUGUGCAGGGCCUGUCCAGCCGGGUGAGGCCGGGGACCACACUCAUCUGUGCCUGGGCAGAGCAGGGCGCGGAUGCACUGGGGCCGGCGGGGGAGCUGGUCCACGCCGAUGCCGUGCCCCCCGCCCGCAUUGUGGACACGCUGGGGGCUGGCGACACCUUCAAUGCUGCCGUCAUCUUCGCCCUGUCCACAGGGCGCGGCCUGCAGGAGGCGCUGGCCUUCGGCUGCGAGGUGGCCGGCAGGAAGUGCGGGGUGCCCGGCUACGACGGCAUCGUGUGAUGGCAAUGGGACCACGGGGGUGGUGCGGGGCCUGCGUGGGGGGCAGCGUUGCCCUGGCCCCGGCCCCGGUCCCCUGGCCUUGUCCCCACAGCCCCGUGCCCUCCGCUCAAUAAAGAUGCUGAAGCUC